AUGCCUUUAUCUCCAUUACCUGAAGAGAAUUUUAAUAAUAUACUCUCCUUUCUUAAUAGAAGUACUUUACAUAAAUGUCUAUUUGUAAAUAGAUAUUUUUGUAAACUUUCUAUUCCUAUAAUUUGGAGAAAUCCUUUUGGAAAUUCAUGUACUAAUGGGUUGUUAAUAAAUACUUUACUAAAGUGUCUUAAUGAAGAUGAAAUUUCUUCAUUAAUCCCUUACGGAAUAAAUAUUAAUCAUCAGACUCCUCUAUUUGAAUAUGAAACAUUUGUAAGAAAAUUUGAUCAUUGUUAUUGUGUAAUAAGAAUACUAAGUUGGCUUCCUCCUAUGGUUGAUCAAUACUUUAUAAUUCAAAAGUUGAUUGAUGUUAUAUAUCAUAUGCUUAUGAGAGCAAGAUCAAACAUGAAAGAAUUUGUCAUUUUCCUGGAUCAUGAAAGCUAUAACCUACCAGAUAUUUCCAAUGUUACGACUUAUAGUUCAGGAAUUGCAAAUCUAAAAUAUUUAGAAGUGGAAAUAAUGUAUGAUAUAAGAUGGCAGAAUACUAUUAAAUUUUUAAGCAUAUUGUCUAAAGUCUGUAAUGGAAUUGUUAAGUUUAAAUUAUGGAUACUCCAAACAAAUAAAGAAAUUAUUACACCAAUUUUAGAUAUUAUCAAAUCACAACCUAUUAAUAAUAUGUCUACAUAG
Rhizophagus irregularis DAOM 181602=DAOM 197198 is the source of this 684-nucleotide messenger RNA. RefSeq lists its product as uncharacterized. The record is from RefSeq and is a predicted model, not a curated record. Lineage: Eukaryota; Fungi; Glomeromycota; Glomeromycetes; Glomerales; Glomeraceae. Gene Ontology annotation, molecular function: protein binding.